GGCUCAGAGCCGGGGCUUCCCCCACCCCGCUCCCGCCGCCGCCACCGCCAGCAGCGCCAGCCGGAGUCGUCGCCAUUCGCCAUGCAGCCUGCCUCUGCGAAGUGGUACGACCGCAGGGACUACGUCUUCGUGGAGUUCUGCGUGGAGGACAGCAAAGAUGUCAAUGUAAACUUCGAGAAGUCCAAACUCACCUUCAGCUGUCUGGGAGGAAGCGACAACUUCAAACACCUAAACGAAAUUGACCUUUUCAACAACAUUGAUCCCAACGAGUCCAAGCACAAAAGAACAGACAGAUCCAUCCUCUGCUGCCUACGGAAAGGGGAAUCUGGCCAGGCGUGGCCCCGGCUAACGAAAGAGAGGGCGAAGCUCAACUGGCUCAGUGUGGACUUCAACAACUGGAAGGAUUGGGAGGAUGACUCAGAUGAGGACAUGUCCAACUUUGACCGCUUCUCUGAGAUGAUGAACAACAUGGGUGGAGACGACGACGUAGACUUGCCAGAAGUAGACGGGGCAGAUGAUGACUCACCAGACAGUGAUGAUGAAAAAAUGCCAGAUCUGGAGUAAACAAAAGCGUCGUCUUCAGGGUUUGGGGAAAGAGCUUCAUCACAACAUUUCAUAAUUGAGAUAAGAAUUUCCUGAGUUGAUAGGGCCCUAAAGGGAGAUCCUGCAUCCUUUAACCCAUUUUCAGUCCAUUUUAAAUGGCUUCACUGAUGGUAGGUGUGUUCCCGUUGCACGGGGCGGUCUCGAGAGGCAAUAACGUUCUGCAUGAACCCUUGAUCCAGACUUCCAACCCCGCGAGGCGCAGGGCCAGCGAUCCCCAGCAGUCGCAAUAAAGUUUACAGAGCCUCCUCCCUCCGCCUCCUGCCCCUCCCCCUCCUCCUGCCCCCUCCUCCCUGCCUCGCAGCAGCUCUCAUUACAAAAA
This is a messenger RNA of Dryobates pubescens (Downy woodpecker), 922 nucleotides long. Its product is annotated as prostaglandin E synthase 3. Gene Ontology annotation, cellular component: nucleus; cytosol. Gene Ontology annotation, biological process: protein folding; telomere maintenance via telomerase; telomerase holoenzyme complex assembly. The record is from RefSeq and is a predicted model, not a curated record. Lineage: Eukaryota; Metazoa; Chordata; Aves; Piciformes; Picidae. The coding region runs from base 82 to 564 and encodes 160 amino acids. Gene Ontology annotation, molecular function: Hsp90 protein binding; prostaglandin-E synthase activity; protein-folding chaperone binding. The transcript has a single exon.